Wyeomyia smithii (pitcher-plant mosquito) is the source of this 2235-nucleotide messenger RNA. Its product is annotated as hexamerin-1.1-like. The coding region runs from base 35 to 2173 and encodes 712 amino acids. The record is from RefSeq and is a predicted model, not a curated record. Lineage: Eukaryota; Metazoa; Arthropoda; Insecta; Diptera; Culicidae. The transcript has a single exon.
UCGCCAGUUGUUCCUCAUCAGAAGUCAUUUCGAGAUGAAGACGACCGCACUGGUAGUGUUAGCGGGUCUGGUAGCGUUUGCUGCCGGCUACGUUGUUGUUCCCGAAGCUAAGGUUACGGUUGCCGACAAGGAGUUUUUAGUGAAACAAAAACAACUUUUGGAAGUGUUCCAGCAUGUUCACCAACACGAAGUCCACACCGAACUGUGGGAAGUUUCCAAGCAGUACAAAGUCGAAGAAAACUAUGACCACUACACCAAUGUGGAGGCUGUGAAGGAGUUUGUCGAGAUGUACAAGCAUGGAAUGUUACCGUUCGAUGAAAUCUUCAGUAUUGUGCACUGCACUCACCGUGAACAAGUUGUGGCCCUGUUCCAUCUGUUCUACUACGCCAAAGAUUGGGACACUUUCUACAAAUCUCUGGUCUGGGCUCGUUUCCAUGUGAAUGAAGGUAUGUUCGUUUAUGCUGCAACGGUCGCUGUUCUGCAUCGCAAGGAUAUGGCCGGCUUGGAGCUGCCUGCCCCGUACGAAAUUUACCCGUACUAUUUCUUCAACACUGACGUCAUUCAGAAGGCAGCCCAAUUCAAAAUGCAAGGAUUCUAUGGAAUGAAGAAGGUCGAUGGUGUCUACACUGCCGUCAUCCCCACCAACUAUACCGGCUGGUAUAUGCACACAAAUGUUGACCAGAAGGUUUCCUACUUCACCGAGGACAUCGGUCUGAACACCUACUACUACUACUUCCACACUGAUUAUCCUUUCUGGAUGGGCGGCAAGCAAUUUGGCCUGUACAAGGACCGUCGUGGAGAAUUAUUCCUUUUCACACAUCAGCAACUGCUCGCUCGGUACUAUCUGGAGCGCCUGUCGAACGAUCUUGGAGUGAUCCCCGAAUUUUCCUGGUACAAGCCAAUCACCACUGGAUACUAUCCGAAUUUGCACUACUACAACGGCAUCAGUUUCCCGUCACGCGACAACCACCAUUACGUUUACACACCGGAAAACUACUACGAAGUUGACGAGCUGCUAGACUACGAGCACCGCAUCAUGGAAGCCAUUGAUCAGGGUUGGAUCGUUGAUCCGAAGGGCAACCACAUCGAUCUAACCAAGCCAGAAUCGAUCGAGUACCUCGGAAACCUUAUUCAGCAAAAUCCGGACAGCGUAAACACUCGCUACUAUAAAUACGUCGGAACCAUUGCUCGCACACUAUUGGGAGCCUCCGUAGAGCACGUCGAUGACCACAAAGUUAUACCCGGUGUGCUGGAGCAUUACGAGACCUCGUUGCGUGACCCGAUGUUCUACCAAUUGUACAAGCGUAUCAUUCACUGGUACUGGGAGUUCAAGGAUCACCUACCACAUUACGGGUAUGAUGAAAUCAACUUCCCUGGAGUGAAGAUUGAAUCGGUUGAGGUGAAUAAACUGGUAACCUAUUUCGACCGUUUCGAUGCUGACAUCACUAAUGCCGUAGAUGUGGAAGUCUUCGAUGAAGUUACGAUGAAGAAGACUGACAUUAAGAAGUUCGGAAAGAUUGCUCACUAUCAGGGAGAAGAUUUCGUCAUUAAAGCGCGCCAGUGGCGUCUGAAUCAUCUGCCAUUCACCGUCAAGCUGAAUGUAGUGUCCGAUAAGGCUGUCAAGGGUGUUGUUCGUGUUUACCUGGGCCCGAAAUAUGACCAGUACGGUCAUACUUAUGGCGUGAAUGAAAACCGCGAGAACUUCGUUCUGCUGGAUGUGUUCCCGUGGAACUUUGUUGUUGGCAAGAACGUGAUCAGCCGGGAAUCAGUAAGCUUCUCGAUGUACGUCCAGGACCGCACCACGUACUUUGAGCUGUACAAGUGGGUAAUGGCAGCGUACAAUGGCGAGAAGACCUUCCCGCUUGACAUGACCGAAGCACACUGCGGAAUGCCGUCCCGAUUGAUGCUACCGAAGGGCAAGAAGGGUGGAAUGCCGUUCCAGCUGUACUUCAUUGUUUCACCGUACCACGCUCCGACCACUGCACAGUACGAGGGUUACGACUGGACGCUGAACUGCGGUGUUGGCUCCGGUGCACGCUACGUUGACUCGCUACCGUUCGGCUAUCCAUUCGAUCGGCACAUUGAUGAGAAGGUGUGGUUCACACCGAACAUGUACUACUACGACACGCUUAUCUGGCACAAAAAUGAGAAGGAUAUCAACACCGUGGUGUGAUGAACAAUAUGAUAGUUAUCUGACUAGUGUCGCAUUUAAUAAAAUGUACUGAAUAUCAAUAA